This is a messenger RNA of Raphanus sativus (radish), 4815 nucleotides long. RefSeq lists its product as uncharacterized. Gene Ontology annotation, biological process: DNA integration. Lineage: Eukaryota; Viridiplantae; Streptophyta; Magnoliopsida; Brassicales; Brassicaceae. The transcript is spliced from 4 exons. Gene Ontology annotation, molecular function: RNA-DNA hybrid ribonuclease activity; nucleic acid binding. The record is from RefSeq and is a predicted model, not a curated record. Bases 1 to 4815 code for a protein of 1604 amino acids.
AUGGCGCAAACGAAAGACCAAAGCCUCAAGGACUACAUGGAAAAGUUCAAGACGAUCGUUUCCCGAGUCGACGUCCCCGAUCACAUCGCUAUCGACGCUUUGAUGAACACUCUCCUCGUCAACUCGAAGUUUCGUAAGGACCUGUAUUCCAACCCUACGACUUCACUCCCUGAUGCUAUCGCCCGAUCUCACAACUUCAUCCGAAUGGAAGAAGAUACCAAGGCGAUAAUUCGAAAGCAGAACGCCGCCAAGCCUGCUGCAGCCAAGAGUGCGGGUGCUCGGACCGAGCCACGCCAGCACGCACCAGCGAGAGACCGACUCUCCCGAUGCGUCUCCCAGUACCCCGAGUGCUGGUACCGUGUGGCUAAAGUCGAUUCGGCGACGGGACCGACUAGAACGCCCAUCGAUCUUACGAAGCAUUGCAAGUAUCACGACGUCAAGGGACACGACACGACCGAGUGCAAAUCUCUCUACGCCCAGUUCCUCUCCUCGAUCGAAAGCGGAGAUUACAAGAUCCAGCCGCCAAAACCCAAGCCAAAAGGAGAAAACAGCUGGAGCAGGAACAAAGACAAGAAGGCUCAGCGAAAAUCGCAGGGCAAAAACCGUAAAAACGACAAACAGUCGAAAGAUACGGAGAAAGCUGCCCGAGAAACCGACGAUGACGACGACUCGGCAGAUGACGAUCAGCCGACCAAUCGCCAGCGCAUCGAAUUCCGACCCACUACCGUAGAAACACCGGCCUCCACCGAUCUCCGCCUACAGAUCAACUCAAAUCGAGCCGCGAGAACUUCAGCACAAGAGUCCUCUCACCAGCAGCCCGCUGAAAAGCCGAACUGCGAUUUGCGAGACAAACUCAACGCGAAGAUCGGUGAUCUGCGGACAACCCUCAACCGCAAGAAAAGGGAUACUGCCGAAACGAGUAACGACCUUCGCGACACCCUCCGUGCAAGGCGCGCACAGGCUCGUCCCCGAAUAAAUGUUAUCAUGGGUGGAUCACCCCCUUGCGGUGAUUCGGUUAGAGCAGUCAAGGACCAUAGAAGGCAAGCCACCACUUCCCAACGAUGGCCCCAGAAGCAAGUAGACGAUCAGCCGAUUAUCUUUUCGUCUGACGAUACAUUCGGCGUGCACCUUCCUCAUAACGAUCCUUUACUCGUCGUGCUCGGUGUCGACAAGUACGACGUCACUAAAGUUCUUAUCGAUACCGGGAGCUCUGUCGAUAUCAUCUUUCGCGAAACUCUCGUGAAAAUGGGAAUCGAUCUCAACGACGUCAAGCCUUCUACUCGGACCCUGACAGGAUUCAACGGCUCGUCAGAGGUAAUCGCAGGCACGAUCCGCCUCUCGGUUCAUGCAUGCGGAGUCACGCGAACGGUCAAGUUCUCUGUGGUUGGCUCCAAAGCUCCUUACCACGUUAUACUUGGCACCCCAUGGCUACAUUCGAUGCGAGCAAUCACAUCAACGUACCAUCAGUGUGUUAAGUUCCCAGGAUCAGACGGAUCGAUCAAGACUCUGAAAGGCGACCAGCAGGCUGCGCGAGAUCUCCUAAUCGCCACGGUUAAAAUUCAGCGCUCCCAGUCACUCGUCAACUCAGUCUCUCCUCCCGCGAGCAAAGUUUGUCCACAAAAGGAGGAAGUUCUGGAAGUACCAGUUGACGACUCGGACCCGAGCAAAUCUGUCCGAGUAGGCGCAUUUCUACCCGACGAGAUGCAACAGAAGAUCCUCGAGUUCCUUAAGCAGAACCUGUCCUCAUUCGCCUGGACGAUGUCCGAUAUGAAAGGAAUCGAUCCAGCUAUCACGACUCACGAACUCAAUGUCGACCCCAACUUCAAGCCCAUCCGACAGAAGAGAAGAAAGUUGGGACCGGAGCGGUCUAAAGCAGUCGCAGAAGAAGUUGAGCGUCUACUCGGCGCCGGCUCGAUCACCGAAGUUCGUUACCCGGAAUGCUAUCCGUUACCUAGCAUCGAUCGCCUAGUCGAAUCGACGGCCGGUAACGAGAUGUUGACGUUUAUGGAUGCCUUCUCGGGCUACAACCAGAUCCUAAUGCAUCCGGACGACCGGGAGAAAACUGCUUUCAUCACUGAUCGGGGAACCUACUGUUAUAAGGUGAUGCCAUUCGGGUUGAAAAACGCUGGAGCAACCUACCAGCGGCUUGUCAACCGGAUGUUCGCCGACCAGCUUGGGAAGACAAUGGAAGUCUAUAUCGACGACAUGCUCGUCAAAUCCCUCCGAGCCGACAACCACUUAGCACACUUAAAGGAAUGCUUCGCAAUCCUAAACAAGUACGGGAUGAAGUUGAAUCCCGCAAAGUGCACCUUUGGCGUCUCCUCGGGUGAAUUCCUUGGUUACAUUGUCACGCAACGAGGAAUAGAAGCUAACCCGAAACAGAUCUCAGCAGUCCUAAAUCUCCCCAGUCCGAGAAACUGCCGUGAGGUGCAGAGACUAACAGGACGCAUCGCCGCACUUAAUCGCUUUAUCUCCCGAUCUACUGACAAGUGUCUCCCCUUCUAUGAUCUCCUCCGAGGGAACAAGAAGUUCAUCUGGGACGACAAAUGCGAGGAUGCAUUCGUUCAACUCAAGCAGUACUUGAUGACUCCUCCCGUCUUGGCCAAACCGGACGUAGGAGACGUCCUCUCUCUCUAUAUCGCUGUCUCCUCAGCGGCUGUCAGUAGCGUCCUAAUCAAAGAGGACCGUGGCGAGCAACGUCCGAUAUUUUACACGAGCAGACGGAUGACCGGUCCGGAGACCAGAUACCCAACCCUCGAUAAACUGGCUCUGGCCGUCGUUGAUUCUGCAAGGAAAUUACGACCCUACUUCCAAUCACACUCUAUUGAAGUGUUGACCGACCAACCGCUCCGCACUGUCCUGCAAAAUCCCAACAGAGCCGGCCGGUUGACUAAGUGGGCAAUCGAGCUAAGCGAGCUUGAUAUUACGUACAAAUGCCGAACAGCCGCCAAAUCUCAGGUCCUCGCCGACUUCCUUGUCGAGCUCACACCAGAUCUUGCACAAGACCUCGACGUCCCAAGCCCCAAUUGGAUUCUUCAUGUCGAUGGAUCAUCAACAAGCAAAGGAUCCGGUGCGGGAGUCCAGCUUCAAUCGCCGACGGGAGAACUCAUUCGCCAGUCUUUCAGUUUCGGCUUUCCGGCCUCUAACAACGAAGCAGAGUACGAGUCGUUGAUCGCCGGUCUCCGUCUCGCCCAAGCCGUCAAAUCCAAACGCUUGAGUGCUUAUUGCGACUCACAGCUCGUCGCUAGCCAGUUCAGCGGCGACUAUGAUGCUCGCAAUGAUAGAAUGGAUGCGUAUCUCCGGGUGGUUCAGGGGCUUGCUAGGGAAUUCGAUUUCUUCGAACUCACCAAGGUUCCCCGAGGAGAGAACGUUUGCGCCGACGCCUUAGCCGCACUCGGGAGCAAACUCCACGACCAGGUCAGGAGGACGAUACCCAUACACCGAAUUGAUCGACCGAGCAUCGAUCCUGCUUCCGACGAAAGCCUUCCCAUCGCUCCAAUCUUUGCGACAACGAGACAAUCCACCACCGAUCAAGCUGACACUGAGAUGCCCGAUCAUGACGACACCCCAGUCGAUUGGCGAGCCAAGUUCCUAGAUUAUCUCAUACGUGAAGAACUGCCAAAAGAUAAGUGGGCAGCGAGACGCCUGAAGAGACGCAGCGCCCACUACGUCAUCAUGAACGACGAACUUCACCGAGUAACCGCGAACAAGGUCCUCUUAAAGUGCAUCCAGGGCGAUGAAGUGCGACGAGUAAUGGCUGAAACUCACGACGGAGCAGGAGGAAACCACUCGGGAGGCCGAGCUCUUGCCCUUAAAGUUCGAAGCCUGGGAUUCUUUUGGCCAUCUAUGAAUACCGACUGCGAAGCAUACGCCCGUCGGUGUGACAAAUGCCAGCGUCACGCUCCGAGCAUCCACAGUCCCACCGAGCUGUUGCGGACAUCUGCCGCCCCUUAUCCGUUCAUGCGGUGGGGGAUGGACAUCAUCGGGCCAAUGCCGAACUCACGCCAACGUCGUUUCAUCCUGGUCCUCACCGAUUACUUCACUAAAUGGAUUGAAGCUGAAGCAUUCUCUCAGGUAACAGACAAGGAAGUCCGCACCUUCGUCUGGAAGAACAUCAUCUGCCGCCAUGGUUUACCAUACGAGAUCAUAACGGACAAUGGCUCUCAGUUCAUGUCCGGAAACUUCAAAGAGUUCUGCAACAAGUGGAAUAUCCGCCUAAGCCCUUCAACUCCCCGAUACCCGCAAGGAAACGGACAGGCGGAAUCCUCCAACAAGAUUAUCAUCGAUGGAAUCAAGAAGCGACUCGACCUAAAGAAAGGCCAUUGGGCCGACGAACUGGACGGUGUCCUCUGGUCGCACCGAACGACUCCUCGUGGUGCGACCAAAUCCACCCCUUUUUCUCUUGCUUACGGGAUGGAAGCAAUGGCCCCCGCUGAAGUUAACGUGACAAGUCUUCGGCGCGUCAAGAUGCCGCAGUUCGUCGAACUUAAUCAAGAUAUGCUCCUCGAUGCCCUUGAUGAACUCGAGGAGAAACGAGAUCAGGCGCUUCUUCGGAUCCAAAAUUACCAGAACCAGAUCGAGAGCUACUAUAAUAAGAAGGUAAAAGCGCGCCCUCUCGAGCUCGGUGACCUCGUCCUCCGAAAAGUGUUCGACAACACAAAGGAGCUCAACGCUGGAAAGCUAGGGACCAAUUGGGAGGGACCUUACAAGAUCACUCGGGUCGUUAGACCCGGCGUCUACCGACUCGAGACUUCCCGCGGAGAGGCAGUCCCACGAGCCUGGAACUCGAUGCAUCUUCGCCUCUUCUACCAAUAG